GUAAAUUGGGAACUACAGGGCGUCAGUUAUUCCGGAUUAAUUAGCAUAUGACCUGGGGCAUGAAAUUCAGAAGUGUUUUCCUAAGGUACCUACAGUCAUAUUUUUUUUUCGUCUUAGCGAUGGUACAGUGGCAAAUGUUUGAGGUGCGUUAUAAAUGUUCCUUUGUGGUUGUUUUGACUAGGUCCUUUUUCUUGUGCUUUAUAAUGUAGGGCUGCACAAAGUAUUACUGACUUUUCUUAGGAGUAACAAAACCCAAUUUAAAACUAACACCGGAAAGUGUAAUGCUCGCUCUGAUAACGUUGUGAAUCAUAUCCUAACUGAAAUCUUCAGCCUUAACCGACCACAGCAAGAGGGGUUAUCGUUAUCACAAGUAUUAAGUGUUAUGUUGCCAGAGUUAACAUUUGCUUCACCUGAACUAAAAAAAAUAUAUAUCAAGGUUUGCACAAUAGGAGGCUAAAGCAUAUAUGAGAUGGGACCUCACUAGAUUGCGUGAACCUAGCCUUUUUAGUUUUAACUUAAGAUCCAUUGUGUUUUUCCAAUUCAUGCAUUUGCAUGCAGUUCACUAGUAGAUAGUUUAAUUAUGGUUUACAGUUUGUAUUCACAUUAUAUGCUUUGUCAAAACCUAACAUGAUAUAGCUUUAGAACAGUGUUUUCCAACUUCGACAACUUCCAGAUAUGUGUACUUCAACUCUCAAAAUUGUCAGCAAUAGACAUGCUAGUUGGGGAAUUCUGGGAGUUGAAGUCCACUAUCUGGAAGUUACUAAGGUAUUUUACAGCAAUAUUUGCAUUAGUUUAAGAAUGGUAGUAUAAGGUGGAUUUUUUGAGGAAAAUGGACAAGUUUUAUAAUUGUUUCUUUAAAGAUUAAACUAUUAAAUCUGAAUAUACUAGUAGUAUAAAUAUAAAGCACUGAUUUAGCUUUGAUAUCAGAAAAUGAGGCUUUUCUGAACCUCCUUUACCUAACAAUUAAUCAUUUGUACUGUUUCUCUUAUGCAAAUAUGAAUACAAUGUGUUAUCCAGGAAAAAAGUACAAAGCAUAGGACUGGCUUUAGAUGGCUUCUACCCAGAUUUGGAUAUGCCCAGAGAUAUUUGAGUUUCACUUUCGUAAUUACCAGAAACUCCUUUACCAGGUCAAUCUAUCAGUCACAACUCUUCAUUUUCAAUUGUAAAUUUAAUUUGGAGAUAGCUGAGGAACAGGGAGGCAGAAUAAAGGAGAAAGAAGCAAGAAAUUAGUUUCAUAGUUGUUUUCCCUCUAAACCAGAGAUCCCAAAUCCUUUGGGCACCAGGGACUGGUUCCAUGGAGAAAGGUUUUUCCACGGACUGGAGAGUGCAUAGUUUUGUGUGCUGCCUACAUCCCAUGGAUGGGGCUUUGUUUGUUUGUGCAGACUGGUUGCUGGCAUGCUGCAGCCCUGGCCUUGUACCGGUUGGAGACCCCUGCUCUAAACAACAAUGCACAAGAACAGAUAACUGCAAAGUGACAAGAAUGAAGCAGUAUAAAUACUCCAUGCAGUUGUAAAUUAACAUUGUUUUGUUUUCAGAGGUAUAGUCUACAGUUGAGAUUUAUUCUUUGUGUUUUGUUACCCAUGUAGUUUUAUUGGCAGCAGUAAGGAAGUGGUUGGCCCUUAGUACCUUUUGAGAUUUAGGGGAGGGGGUGCUUCCAAGGCCAAUUUUGUGCCUUGGUAUUCCUUAAUGGUCUUACAUCAAAGUGAGAACCAAUCCUAGCCUACUUUUGCUAUUUACUGUCAAAGUGAAUAAAGACACAAAUAGAACUGGCCCCCACACUAAUUUAGAUGCCAGUUGAAUGAAUUAUCAAAAUGACUUACCUGUUCAAUAUACUCUUUAGCUCCUGUAUAUUUCAGGACUUGAGAGAAUCUGGUUGAGUUCACAAAACACACUAAAUUUACCAAAAUUAAACCAUGUGGUAAAAAGAAUGGGCAAUAUAAACUCAGUCAGCUGUUGCUUAUUUAAUUAGCCAUGGUUAAACAAACAUAUUAAGAUGUUUAGAGACACAUUUUUCAAGUACAUGGUGGCAUUUGGGCCAGAAACAAUUGGAAUAAUUUGUUAAACAAAAUAGCCAUUAUGUUUAAUACAACAAAGUUCAAAUAAGGCUUCUUAAGAAUCUAGUUCAGUGUUAGAUCAGGCUUAUGUUCUCUGUAGCCUUGCUACAGGGAAACCAAGACUAGAAUGUGUGGUAAAUGAUUUACUGUGAUAAAGGAUGAGAGGAGUGCAGUACAGCAAGUUAACAUUGGGCCUGCCCCACAUAAAUUCUUUUGUGUGGGGCAGGCCCAAUGAAUUGUUUACUCUAAGAAAGCAAGAGGAUUCUGGCAUUAUGUGCACUGAGGUUAUCACUGCCAGUAACUACUGAGAGCUGUAAAAAUAAGUGAAGAGUGUUCACCUUGGCAAUUGCAUAUGAGGAACUUUUAUUGCCCGAAGUUGUCAGUUAAUUGCCUGGAGGAACUGCAGUGGUACUUCAGUGAUUUUAUGUUGUUAUAUUAAUUUGCUAAUUGUUCUUAAUCCAGCUCUUCCCUUCAUUGCCAGAGAAAAAAGGAUCAAAUCGAAACGCACAGCUUUUAGCUAAUUUUUCCUGUUCUAGAGAAUAGACCACACUUGUAACCAAUGUUACUACCUCUAUGCCAUUUUGUUGCCUUUCUCCUGCAAAUUAUAACUUUAAUUGGAAAUUAUUUGCCUCUCUUGCAAGAGUAAAUUCCAUGUCCAAAAAUGAGCAUCUGGGUUAUGAGCUUGUCUGGCAAGAAUAGUUGGCAAUGAGGCUGGUGGUAACAAUAGCCAAUUUGGAUGGUUUUCAAAGAGAGCUAGUGAGGUUCAUAAAGGGUUAGGCUAUUAGUGGGUAGGAAGUUUGAUGGCUGCUUUUCAUUAAAUGAGGGGAGAGAGGUGGUCUGAGGGAUCAUUUCUCUCACCUCAUUUCUAUCUCUCUCAAAGUCUGAUAGAGCAAAUUUAUUUUAUGUCCCAUCCAUUAAGCAAUGUUCUCUGAUGAUAUUACGUUCACUUGCCAUUGAAGUCAGCAAGCUAUAUUAUCCAGGGUUGACAGUUUUCUCCCCAACAGAAAUUCUGUUCAAGUGAACUAUGUAUCUGUAAAUGAAUUAUCAAGUAAACAGUCAGUAAAGGAAAAAUAAUUGCCUCUGGCAUAAUGUAGUAAAUCAUGCUACACAAAUUAUCUUCCUAGUGCAACCUAAUAUUAUUUUGAAUAAAACCUUUCAGGAAACUUAAAGAUCCAGAAUUCUGUGAAAUUCCUUGGCAACAUUGGUCUCACUUAAUGUAGUGGUAAUUUAUCAGUUGCCACUCUUAAUGGGUUUAGUUUUUCAUUUCAGUGAUUUAUGGAGGGCUCAUAGUAGUCUCCGUGGUGAUUUUGUACAAUUGUAUCAUUGUAAAAAAUUAGUUGCCAACAUGCAAUAACAUCUUUCCACCAAACUAAACAAUGACAUAGAAAUAACAUUUGAAAAAAUGUUUUUACAGACAUGUUCACAUAUACUCACACACAGUGCUAUACAAUCUACUAAGUGGGCGAAUUCUCAUGGUGUUUCCCAUUCUUUUGUAGAUGUGGCAAAGAAUUGGGUCAAUAAAUAUAAAUUAGACUCAGCAGAUUAUUUCAAUACUGCCAGUAAUUUAUUACUGAGUGCCAUCAUAGAAGAUGAUAUGUCUUGCCUCCUUUAUCCAUCUGUGAAUUAUUCUGAACAAAAAUAUGAUUAUUAUGACAUUUCAAGGACUCUGAAAUUUAUUCAAGUAAGGGAAAGAAAAUUUUCUAGCUUAAGAUCAAACCCUUAUUUAUUUAGAAUUUAAGACCCCACUGCAGAGAUUAGUUAUUUCUUUACACAGAGUUCUCAAACUGUAAGUGUUGACUAGAGACUCAAGCUGCAAUAUCUUUUAAAAUUUUACUUCAGGCAUAAGAUUCAGGCUUGAAUUGUGAGUAGUACUAAGCUUACAAACCAGUUGUCCACCUGCUUGCAUUUCUUAGUAGAGGUGCAAAGGCUUCUGUGUGUUGAGAUCCUUAAAUUACAGCAGGUAAAUCUGAAAGGAAUAUUUGUAUACUAUAUGUUUAUUUAGUUUAGAAAAUGUUUACAUUUAAGCAUUGAAAUCUGUUCUGUUAAAAAAAAGUUGGUAAAGUUUUUGUAAUUUGAUUUUAUUGAAACCUAAUGCAUUUGUGGAUGGGAAUGGAUUGACCCCAUUAAAAUGGACCAGAUUCUCAUUUCUGCAUACUGUAAUACUUGAUUUCUGUUGAUCAUGUGGCAAACUAUUGCCACAUAUUGGCAAUCCAGUAAAUGUCUUAAAACUAAGUACAUGGCUCCAGCAUCUCUGUGAACAUGUUAGUGUUGUAGUAUAUCUGUUGUUUUUGGAAUGUCUGCAGACACAUGCAUGUUAACAAGAGUCAGUGUUCUCCCUUAUUUUCUUUUAUAAAAUUGUACUAUUCUAUUACUGUUUUACAACUGCUGUUCAGAAGGUCCUAUGGAAAGUCAACAGUAAGAAAGCUGCGGGCCUUGAUAAUAUCCCUGGGUGAAUACUUAGGGAGUUUGCUGACCAGCUGGCCACUGUUCUCAUGGACAUCUUCAAUCUCUCGUUGCAUCAGGCUGCAAUCAUUGUACCAGUGCCCCAAAAAACUAAAAUCACAUGCCUUAAUGAUUACUGUCCAGAUGCACUCACUUCCAUUAUGAAGUGUUUUGAGAGAUUGGUUAAGGGUUACAUGGUUUCAUGCCUUCCCCUUACAUUUGACUCAUUACAGUUUGCCUGUCCGAAGAACCGCUCUGUAGAAGAUGCACUUUCCUGUGUGCUUCAUCUUAGCUUGGCGCACCUGGAGGGGAAGAAUACUCAUGUGUGAAUGCUGUUUGUGGAUUUUAGUUCAGCAUUCAACACAAUCAUCCCGCAGCAUCUGGUGAACAAACUGGGCCAAUUAGGUUUUAAUACUCCUUUAUGUAAUUGGAUAUUUGAUUUCCUUAUUGAUAGGCGCCACGUUGUGCAAGUUGGAAAGAAAGUUUCUAAUUCCAUCUCCUUGAGUAUAAGUUCUCCACAGGGCUGUGUCCUGAAUCUGCUACUGUUCACCUUGAUGACCGACGACUGCUAUGCCAAAUCUGCUACGAAUCAUAUUGUGAAGUAUGCAGACGACACGGCAGUGGUGGGUCUUAUUCAGGAUGACAAUGAAGAUGCUUAUAGAACAAAUGAAAGAGGAACCAGAACCAGUCCCAAGUAAAUAGAUGCACCAGUUAAUUCGGUUCUACCAAAGGACACAUCAACAUGGCUUCAUGGAAUGGCAGCAAUCCAGCAGACAGGAGAAGAACAGGAGAAAGACGCAGAUCAUCCCAGGAAAUAGCAUCAGAAGACUUGGUAGCUCAACAGACUGAGGAGGUGUUCCAGAGCUAUGCUUUCCAUCGAUACCAGCAGGAGCAGGAGCAAACUGAGGGGGAUGUGCCAGUUGACCCAGAAAUUGCCGCAAUUCAGCAGGAGCCAAAUAGCAUCAACAGUCAGGUGGGUCGACGCUUGGCUAUCAUUGCUGAUGACAUCAAUGCACGGUAUGACAAGGAGUUUUCUGAGAUGCUGAAGUCCUUGCAGCCUUCUAGGGACAAUGCAUAUGAGUACUUCACCAGAAUAGCCUCCAGUUUGUUUGAAAGUGGCAUCAAUUGGGGUCGUGUGAUAGCCCUGCUGGGCUUCGGCUACAGGAUGGCAAUCCACGUAUACCAGCAUGGGAUAACUGGUUUCCUGAGAAGAAUUGCACAUUACAUGGCUGAAUUUGUGCUACACAAUCGCAUUGCACAAUGGAUUGCGCAGCAAGGAGGAUGGGUGGCAGCACUGGACUUGAGCAAUAUUUAUUGGAAAUACAUUAUGAUAAUCACAGUGAUUGUGCUGGGCCAAUUCAUUCUACGCCGUUUCUUCAAUCAAUGACAGGAAAAGAAAAUGCUGCUGGUUUAUUGCAUAAGAAAGAAAGAUCCAAGAAACAACAACCAGGGAAAGUGGUGCAUGUUACCAGCUUCUAUUCUACCAGGACAUCUGUUUAUUUAUCCUCUGCGUGGUGAUUCCAAAGCAAAAGAGCCUGUAGUUUAGUUAAAAGAAGAGUGGAACCAACCAUGAGGCAGAAUUUACUGCAUCAAGCGGCCAUUGACCAGCAGGUCUUCAUGAGAAACUUCAGGCAAGUACUCAUGGUAUUGCAGAUGAGAAAAAUAGAUGCGCUUUCCUCUGCAAAGUCUUUUUAAGAAGAACACAACCUUUUAGACAUCAUUCUCAGGACUAAUUGAAUUCUCAAUCAACUGAACUUCAUCACCAUAGAAAGAGCAGAACCACAUUGGAAUGUUCCUUCAUCUGUGCAGAUCAGUUUUGAGCAGUUCUGCUUCUAUGAGCUAGAGCAGGGCUGAAAUAAUUGAGUAAUUUUAGAGCUCUCUGGAUUUAUCUGAGAAUUACAUGCAAGAUUAGAUAUGCUAGAUAUGAAUAUAUAUCUAGAUAUUCCAGAGGAGAAGAGAAAAAAGUGGUAGCUAUAUUAUUUUAUUGGCACUUUUUCAUUCACUUGAUAAUUGCUGUCCUAAGUUAGUUGUAAUAAUGGGCAGAGUAGCUCCCCUUGCUUUGAAAUAAUAUUGCAAUGAGACUUCUGAGGUGAAGAGAGUCAGCUGCUUGUAAAGAUUAAGAAAUGAGGCCUGUUUCUGUUCAAAGGAUGGUUCUCUAUUUCCCUUUUGAUUAAGUAUGAUUGUGGUUCACCUCAAUGGUGCGUGUGCAUUUGGGAGUGGGUGACAAUCGCACAAAGGAGGGACAAAAUGUGAUUUCCUGCUAUCAUAGGAGCUGGAAUCUCUGCUUUCCCUACUGGAAAAUGGGCAAAAUCCAGUCAGGUUGAGCAAAUUUUAAGGCCAUUUCCUAUGACGUUGGUGAGGCUUGCUUCUAAGUAAAUAUGCAUAGAAUCAGGCUGCAAACUUGUAUUGAUUUCAGUGAGAAAUUGAAUAUGUGCUAAAACUUCCAUUUAAAAUUGGUGGAAUAUAUACAAAUGCUUAACAUUGUUUGGAUUGCGCUUAACUAAAUUCCCCCUUCUCAAUGGGAACACAGAAUUCUUUGAACCAGAAGCAGGAAAAUGUGCAAAGCUGAAAUUUUCUAUUCAAAUAAUUGUUUUUUUUUUAAUCUUGCGUGUUUUUUUAAUUUUAUUUUUUUUAAAAAAAAAAAAUCCAAAGCUAAUUCUGGUAUUUCUCUUCCAAUACUCUCCCAAAUGUUUACUUUAUAUAGCUUUUUUCUGAUACUGAGUCUCAUUUUGAUGUCUAAGAUAAAAUUACUACUAUGUCAGGAAAAACUGACAUUUUGGUUACAACUCUGUUCUCUUUCCAUGCUUUAUAAAGCCAUAACUCAAUAGUGAAAUUUGAGUAGUUUUUCCUGCCAUUCAGUUACCAAAAAUUCUUAAGCAGAUGACUUGAAUAUAAUAAUAUUUUUUAUAUUUCUGAUUUAAAAAAAAAGAUACUCUGAGAUUUCCUGAAUGCAUGUGUCAAUUUAUUUUUAAUACUGAAAAAAAUAGCGGUUUUCCGUUUAAAGAGAGUAUCAAUCUGAACCUGGUCAUAGUCUUAAAAGAACAGUCAUAACAAAGGAUAGAUAAAUCUAUCUAUUUCUUUUUACAUGAGUUUGAGGAUUUCAGCAAUCUUUGAACUUCUUGUGGCAGAAGAGUAACCUAAUAUACUCAUUUUAAUGCACUUUUCUUCUUGAGUUUUCCUUAAAAAUUAUAUUCAUAUCUUAUCCUAAUAUAGACAUUUUUGUGUGCACAUCUCCUUAAUAUAUCCUUUUUAUAUGAUUAUUUUUGAAUUGCAAAUUGUAUCUCAAAACUAUGAAAAGUGCAGAUUGCAGUAUGUAGAUUUAUAAUAGUGAGCCUGAUAAGUUCCUAUACUAAUUGAACAAAUUUCUCUCUUAUUCCUAAGCAAGGCACUGUGCCAUGUUUAUUUUAUACCUGCUUAUUUCAAAGGAUGUCCCCUUUUUUGGGCUGGAGCAUACUGACAGUCUUGCAAUUCUGGAACUAUUCUAAUCUUUAGAAUAAAUCUAUUUCCAUAAAUUCUUUCUAAAAGAAUACCUUCUAAAGCCCUUCGUGUUUGAAUGGUUCAGCAUAGUAGCUUAAGAUAAGAUGACUUAUAAUUAGGGGUUCAGGCAAAUGUUUCUUGUAAGUAAGACUUGUAUGAUGGUCAUAAUUACAACCAGAGCAAAUAGAUUGUGCAGUUAAUGUCACUGGUUGAUCUGAAGUUUGCUCAGUUUUUCACCAGUGCAGUGAGUAGGGUUUUUUUCUGUAGUCCACAAAACCACUAAAGCAGCUACUGAUAUAUAACAGCCCAGAGCAGAGAUACUUGGGAGAGCAUUGUGGGAAAAAAACUUUCUUAAUAUUAGGAUCAACAUUGGGAUCUGCUAAGUACUUGAAGCAUCUAUUGUGGUUAAUUUUGCUUCCUCGAUGCUGCAAAUGAAUUGGGUAUUUUUUCUCAAUAACUUCUUUUGAGGUCCUAUCCCAAGUUUGCCUAUCCCAAGUUUGCCUAUCCCCUUGAAUCUACCUCAGAUUCUCAGGUUCGGGUCCAAGGGAAAUCAAGGUCCCCAUCACUGAAACUGACCAUAGUCAGGAGAGGAGCAUCUUUUAGCCAGGUGCAGAGUUUGUUGAGAUCUAGGUUUCUAGUCCUCCAGUUGAUUCAUUUAUACCAAGCAGCAAAGUUUUCCUCUCUCCCUCCUGCCAUUAUUCUGCUAUCUUUGACAGGUUUAUGUGAAGGCCUUCAUCAUUCCCACACAAUUCUCUUGCUUUAGGCUAACUUUGUCUAUACGCAGCAUUGAGGCUAUCUUAGGUGCCACCUAGAGGCCCUGGAACUGAUUGCUUUUACAGCAGGGCAGACUGGAAUUUGUGGACUUUUCUGCCUCGGGCAUCAAAAUAAUUUGGCUAAUUUUGAUAUGAUAAUCUUUAACUUUGCAAGCAAGAAAAGCAACAGGAGAUUUUGCUCUUCUGCCUCAGGUGACAAAAAGUUUUGGGCUAAUGCUUUAUAUCAGUGUUUCUCAACCUUGACAAUUUUAAGGCAUGUGGACUUCAACUCCCAGAAUUCCACAGCCAGCAAUUGUCAAGGUUGAGAAACACUGCUUUAUAUGAAUGAGAAAGUGAGCCCACAAAUGCGUAAAUAAAUAAAAAGAGGAUGCCCAAUGAGAUUUGCAAAGCAAAGCUGGACAUGACUUCCAAGGACAUUUUCCAGAAGCUUGAGGAACUCUAGUUGACUAAUGCAGGCAAAUAAUUACAUAGAAUAAAUGCCUAGCUGCAGAUAGGCUUAAAAGAACAUCAUUUGCUUUGCUGCAUGUCCAUCUUUUAUCCUCCCCUACAUGUCCAUCUUUUAUCCUCCCCUGCAAGUUGGAGAAAAUUUGGGUCUCAUUUCUACUGUCUUCAUGGGUAUUAUGCCAGAAGUUUAAUAAAUACCUGUGAUGGUCCAAUUGCCUCUUACUAUAUAGCAUGGUGCUUUCUGCGGCCUUUACUAGCUGUGGAUGCUUGGGACAUCGCUUUGUCAGAUGUCCCCCAGGAAAAGAUAGCAUGUGGCUUUUUAAACAUUUCAUUAUAGGUAUAACUGUCAUGGAAUCCCAGGACCCAUCUGAAAAUCUUGCUGCAGAUUGCAAAGUAGACAAGAUGCUCUAACCAGGCUUAUUGGCUCUGCUACCCAGUCUGAACUGAAGGGCUGCCUUACAUCAUCUCCCGGUCUGCCUGACCUGCUAGGAAAAACCAUGGUGGCGGUAGAAAGUUCUCUUUAAGAGAAAAUUGUCUGCUGGUUUAAAAUGUGAGUAACCUGAGCAUUUUAACCCAUAAACAUGUAACACAGAGCCUGAUCUUUGUCACUCUGUUGAUUUAAGAUGUAUUAGCUUCAGCACAUAAAGGACUUGACAUUAAGUGGUUUUUGAGAACUAGAUAACACCAUUUGAUUUAAAUUCUCCAUCUGAGCCAUGGAAUAUAUGCUUCACUAAACCAUUGUAUGCAUUCCUGAUGACAUUUAUGGCCACUUUGAAUUUACAUUCAUGAAGGUUGAAAACAAUGGUUUAACUAAAUAAGAACUGUCCAGUCAAUGAAGAAAUACAUUGUUUUUUUUCCCUUUAGCUAUAGUUUUGUUUUUAAAAUUAAAUACUUGAGGGGAAUAUAGUAAUGAAUGGCUUUGCUUCUUUUUUGCUACUUUGUUACUUUUUGUUUCCAUGCAUCAUACCCUGUUUUAGAACCCACUUUCCUCAGGAGUUUAAAGGGAAUUAAGUAAACACAAUAGUGCAACUUGUCAACUUUUAGGAUCCAUGGACUUCAACUCCCAAAAUUCCCAUGCUGGCUGGGAAACUGUUUAAUAGGUACUAGCCUUUCUGCCAAGCAGCUAGAAUCACCUUUUUUCCAUUAUUUUAUUUAGAAAUUUGAAUUGCCAGAGAAAGCAAGAGGUUUCCACUCAGAAAAUAUCUCUGGAAGAGCUGCAGUUUUCAAAUCACUGUAGGUAGGUACCAUCAAACCCAACCAUAGAUAGACAGGCUUUGGAAUAAAUUCAGUUUUUGAAGGAUUUAGUUGAGAUCUUAACUAUCCUUUCAACUUGCACUGGAAGUUGAGGUUUGGAAAUGUGGUUAAAUACAGAAUAGAAGCUGGUAAAGAUGCUUCAUCUGGCCUCAGUGUAUCAAGGAGGAGAAACAUUUCUGUUGUUGUUGGAUAAAGAAGAUAAUCAAAUCAAUCAUGUCUUAAGCAAAAGAGAAUCACAGGUGGGUUCCAGUCUACCUCCAUCAUAGAAAAAAAGAAAGUAAACCUUCAUGGGGAGGGUGCUAUUAUUUCUUGAGAUACAGAAAAUGUGCCUUAUCAUAUACCAUAAAUCUACAAGUGUUUCAUUGUAUGCCAUAUCCAUGAGGAAAUGUAUUGGGUUUUUACCAAAAAGCUGAAUCUUUUAUGUAUUUUUUUUAAAAAACAAAUCCUCAAAUUGUGAAGUGCCUAGCACACCGUUUGUUGAUGGAAAAUAAAUGCUAUACAGCAGGGUCUGUAAAAUAUAUAUGAUACAUACACGCACACAUUAAAAUAAAAUGUGUUUACUGAUA
Messenger RNA from Crotalus tigris (Tiger rattlesnake), 11010 nucleotides. RefSeq names its product BCL2 antagonist/killer 1 (gene BAK1). The record is from RefSeq and is a predicted model, not a curated record. Gene Ontology annotation, biological process: extrinsic apoptotic signaling pathway in absence of ligand; regulation of apoptotic process; intrinsic apoptotic signaling pathway in response to DNA damage. Gene Ontology annotation, cellular component: mitochondrial outer membrane. Bases 5239 to 5883 code for a protein of 214 amino acids. Gene Ontology annotation, molecular function: protein heterodimerization activity; protein homodimerization activity. The transcript has 7 exons. Lineage: Eukaryota; Metazoa; Chordata; Lepidosauria; Squamata; Viperidae.